GCCCAUCAACUCCGCAGUUGUUCUUGAAUCCCUUUCCUUAACUGUUGUAUUAAAAUCUAGUCUAUUAAAGUUAAGUUCUGUGAUUCUCUAGGAAAUGUUGUAGUGAUUUUGCAGCUAAUAGUUUGUCAAGAGCAAGACUUAUUUGCAAGUGAUAAAUGGGGGAUUGGCUGCACAGUUUUAUAUUCGCCUCCUGGGAUAAUGUUGUAGGUCCCAAAGUGUUGAAGAAAUGGCCUACAUCUGGUUUUGUAUUUUCUGAUGAAAACACAAAUUUUGAUGAUGAAGUGGAUGAAGUGGGCAUUGAAAUCAAAGAAGAAAAAGGCAUUGAUUCAACUGAUGAAUCAAGUUCACAGAGAAAGACUUUUUCCAUGAAAGUUGAAGAAGAUCAAAUUGCAAAAUAUAUUUCCGUCCAUACCUUGACUGGUCAUUUGGCAAAAACAAAGCAUACUGAUUAUGAUGGAGUAAAUGAAAUCUCUCUGAGUGUUCCAGCACUAGGGUUUGCAUCCCAAACUUCUACAUUUUACUGCCUAUGUUUCUCUAAUAAUUAUGGAGAAACCAAUAAUAUUUGUAUUGAAGAACCUCAUAUGGUCUCACUCAGUAUGGUCUUCUACUACGAAAAGUGCCUUGAUGUCUUCUGGAAUCUUCAACCUCUUAUUGUGCAUCUACUGAACAAAACAGUGGAAAGGCUUAAAGUUGGGCUAUCUCAGGAUUUAAACUACCAUGAAGAGCCCAUUGUUUCACAAUGGCUUGGAGAAAUCCAUCAAAUACUGAAAGACAGCAGCAGGCUAAGAGUUAAUAUGCCCCAAUUAACAAGUCCCAUCUCAAUAAAACAGAUAAUGUUAAAGCUAUCUCUGGUAGCUUGGGAUGUGGCUAUCACAUCAAUGCUCACAACUAUGGGAUCUUGCUGUGUUGUUGGAAAAAGUGAAGAACAUAUCAAUGGGGCUAUAGAUGUGUUAGCAUUUUUUCUUCCAGAUACUCAUCAGAUUCUAUGCUCGCGUUAUGCUGCGAAAACAUUCGCUAGUGGACUAUUCAUUCAAGGACUGUUAGAGAAUGUAAAUGGAGUGAGAGACAUAAACUGUGCAGACAUUUUGUUGAAUGAAUUUCCUCUCACAUUACUGGACCUUUCACAGAGGGGCAAAAUCAAAUUUUCGGGAAACGUUCAUGAGCACUAUCGAAGUAAACAGCGUCACGCUCGUGAACAAGAGUUUAAUAUUAUCCAGCGAAGAGAACCAAACAUUCCUUUUUCAACUGAGAGCGUUUUCCGUCCAUGUGGUGAGUCUAGCCGCUAUGUUCGAUGGUGUCUGGAGCAGCUUGCUACUCAUAAUACUGAGCACUGGUCUAGAAUCAUUGCAGCUUUCCAUCAAGCAUUGGCUUUGCAAGCUCAUGACGUUAUUAAAGCUUUUCAAUCAAAACCCUUCCCAAACGGAGAGAGUCUCAAACAAAUGCGAAAUCAAUUGAAAAAAACAAUGAAGAUAGCCGAAUCGGAUUUCUGGCUUCUUGUUUCUACAGCUGAACGACUUAAGCCCGGAUUUUGCCGCAUAUUUGCCAAUUACAGGUUUUGAGUAAUAUAAAUUCCAAUGUUAUGUUCUUGAUAAAAGGCAUUGACUGCAACUAUAAUAAAGCAUUGUGAUUCAACUUGA
Molecule: messenger RNA, 1637 nt
Organism: Daphnia pulicaria
Lineage: Eukaryota; Metazoa; Arthropoda; Branchiopoda; Diplostraca; Daphniidae
Exons: 6
Coding region: 156-1559 (467 amino acids)
Biological process (GO): endocytosis; autophagy
Cellular component (GO): autophagosome; endosome
Molecular function (GO): guanyl-nucleotide exchange factor activity
Source: RefSeq, a predicted model, not a curated record